This is a messenger RNA of Jaculus jaculus (lesser Egyptian jerboa), 678 nucleotides long. It is a transcript of the gene Rtp2, whose product is annotated as receptor transporter protein 2. The coding region runs from base 1 to 678 and encodes 225 amino acids. The transcript has 2 exons. NCBI's taxonomy places the organism in Eukaryota, Metazoa, Chordata, Mammalia, Rodentia, Dipodidae. The record is from RefSeq and is a predicted model, not a curated record. Gene Ontology annotation, biological process: protein targeting to membrane; protein insertion into membrane; detection of chemical stimulus involved in sensory perception of bitter taste. Gene Ontology annotation, cellular component: cell surface. Gene Ontology annotation, molecular function: olfactory receptor binding.
AUGUCUACCAGCCUGACGACCUGUGAGUGGAAGAAAGUCUUUUAUGAGAAGAUGGAGGUGGCCAAGCCAGCUGACAGCUGGGAACUCAUCAUAGACCCCAACCUCAAGCCCGACGAGCUGGGUCCUGGCUGGAAGCAGUACCUGGAGGAGCACGCGGCCGGCAGGUUCCACUGCUCGUGGUGCUGGCACACCUGGCAGUCACCCCACGUGGUCAUCCUCUUCCACAUGUACCUGGACCGGGCCCGGCGGGCGGGCUCGGUGCGCAUGCGCGUCUUCAAGCAGCUGUGCUACGAGUGCGGCACGGCGCGGCUGGACGAGUCGAGCAUGCUGGAGGAGAACAUCGAGAGCCUGGUGGACAACCUCAUCACCAGCCUGCGCGAGCAGUGCUACGAGGAGGACGGCGGCCAGUACCGCAUCCACGUGGCCAGCCGCCCGGAGCACCGCGGGCCGCACCGCGCCGAGUUCUGCGAGGCCUGCCAGGAAGGCAUCGUGCACUGGAAGCCCAGCGAGAAGCUGCUGGAGGACGAGGCCAGCGGCCCCUCCGACGCCUCCAAGCUGCAGGGCCUGGCGGGCUCCCGCUACAACUUCUUCUCGCUGCGCUGGUGCCUCCUCUGGGGCUCCCUCGGCCUGCUCUUUGUCUACCUGCAGUGCACCUUCGGAAGCUUGGGCUUCCUCUAG